Malania oleifera is the source of this 1884-nucleotide messenger RNA. Its product is annotated as probable tRNA N6-adenosine threonylcarbamoyltransferase, mitochondrial. The transcript is spliced from 13 exons. Gene Ontology annotation, cellular component: mitochondrion. Gene Ontology annotation, biological process: tRNA threonylcarbamoyladenosine modification. The record is from RefSeq and is a predicted model, not a curated record. Lineage: Eukaryota; Viridiplantae; Streptophyta; Magnoliopsida; Santalales; Ximeniaceae. Bases 173 to 1609 code for a protein of 478 amino acids.
AAGCAACAAAGCAUUACACUCUCAACUGAGAAUUGUGAAUGAAAAACAAUUGCCCCGGUAGUUCCUUAACUAUCGAACUAGUUUCACACUCAUAUACCGUCAAGGUUAGGGCGCUGUAUAUAUGAUUCGACUUGGAUAUGGUCUGAGAGGAUUGUAAAUCUCAAGCGCAAAAAUGGCGGCCUCCGCCCUGAACCUCACUUCCACAAUUUCUCGUCUCCACCUCCUUCCAAAACCCUCGCUUCCUUCGCCACUGAGAGCCCUCACGACCUUAAAUCUCCACCAUUACCGCCGCCACCUCCAUUUCCCCAGACCCGCCACCGGGUCUCCUGCUUCUUUCAGUUCUUUCAACUCCUCGGUCCGCUUUUCCUCUUCAGACUUUUCUUCUCCGCAACUGCACAACCAAAUUCUCCGAACUGAAUCUGAUUUAGUGGUUCUCGGCAUCGAAACCAGCUGCGACGACACCGCUGCUGCCGUCGUUCGAAGCAAUGGUGAGAUUCUUAGCCAAGUUGUCUCUUCUCAGGCAGAUUUGCUUGCUCGAUAUGGAGGUGUUGCUCCCAAAAUGGCAGAAGAGGCGCACAUUCAAGUGAUUGAUCAGGUAGUACAACAAGCACUUGAUAAAGCUAAUUUGACUGAGAAGGAUCUCACCGCAGUUGCAGUUACAAUUGGUCCAGGCUUAGGCCUUUGUUUGCGUGUUGGUGUGCAGAAAGCUCGGAAAAUUGCUGGCAAAUUUAACCUACCAAUGGUUGGAGUUCAUCACAUGGAAGCUCAUGCUUUGGUAGCUAGAAUAACUGAAAGAGAGUUACAAUUUCCUUUCUUGGCCUUCCUCAUUUCAGGAGGCCACAAUCUUCUUGUUCUUGCCCGUGAUCUUGGCCACUACAUUCAACUUGGGACCACAAUAGAUGAUGCCAUUGGUGAAGCAUAUGACAAGACUGCAAAAUGGCUUGGACUUGAUAUGAGGAGGAGUGGUGGCCCGGCAAUAGAGGAGCUUGCGCGGCAGGGUAACGCUGAAUCAAUCAAAUUCUCAAUUCCAAUGAGACAGCAUAAGGAUUGUAACUUCUCAUAUGCUGGUCUGAAAACGCAAGUGAGGCUGGCAAUUGAAUCCAGAAAUAUAAAUGCUGAAAUCCCUAUUUCUUCUGCAAGUGAUCAAGAUAGAAGUUCACGGGCUGAUAUUGCUGCUGCUUUCCAGCGAGUUGCUGUAUUACAUCUGGAGGAAAGGUGUGAACGGGCAAUUGCUUGGGCAUUGAAGCUUGAACCUUCAUUAAGGCUCUUGGUUGUAUCUGGAGGGGUUGCAUCAAAUCAGUAUGUGAGGGUUCGACUUGAUCAAGUUGUUAAAAAGACUGGCCUAAGACUUGUCUGCCCUCCUCCAAGCCUUUGUACUGACAAUGGUGUAAUGGUUGCUUGGACUGGGAUUGAGCACUUUUGCAUGGGAAGAUUUGAUCCUCCUCCAGCUGCUAAUGAGCCUGAGGAUUCUGUGCUUGAUGUGCGACCACGGUGGCCAUUGGGGGAGGAAUACAGUGAAGGAAGAAGUGAAGCUCGUUCAAUGAGAAGGGCUCGGAUUCAUCCAUCCCUUACAUCUCUCAUCCAAGCAUCUCUGCAACAACCAUCAUAGACAACAUUCUCAAAUCCUUUCAAUUUCCUUAUGAUGUGGUAAAUGGAGCCAUUUGCCUUGCAGUGGGGUAAGAGGCAACAAUCCUGAUUGCAAUCCGAGGUUAUGAUGUUUUCACCGGAUGGAAUAGGGAAGGAAUGAAAUAAUAUUUGUAUAGGGCAAGAUGACAUUUUUCAAGGCAAAUUAUCAUGUAAAAGUCAUGUUAUUCUAACAAAUAUGGAAUAGAUGAGGUAUAAUCAUUUUGAAAAUUUUAAAUAAAAAUGUCUGUUCUUAUAUUA